Molecule: messenger RNA, 396 nt
Organism: Stegodyphus dumicola
Lineage: Eukaryota; Metazoa; Arthropoda; Arachnida; Araneae; Eresidae
Source: RefSeq, a predicted model, not a curated record
AUGCUACAACAGAGGAAAGAAUGUAAACGGAAAAAUUCCCCAAUACCGAGAACGACUAAAGGAAUCCACCAAACAGAUUCUCAUACAUGGCUAAGAAUGAAGAUCAAAGUUCCUAAAGACUGGGAAGAACUGCAAACUUUUGCUACCAAAGAAAAGGAUCUGUGGUUAAAUUCCACGAAAGAAGAAAUGGAAGCACUGAAGAGAAACAAAACAUGGGAAUUAGUCGACCUUCCAAAAGGAAAGCAAGCAACUGGAAACAAAUGGACAUUCAAAACAAAAUCCGACGCUUCAGGGAAUGUUAUCAGGUAUAAAGCUCGUUUAGUAGCUAAAGGAUAUUGCCAAAAAAAUUUGGGCACGACUACGACGAAACAUUCGCACCAGUCGCACUGGUCGUAA